AUGUCUUCUCAAACCACUGCCCAAUACUUCCCCAAGAUCUACUCCCUCACCUCGGCUGAUCAUGCUCGCUCUGUCUAUGAUGAGUGGGCAAAGACCUACAAUGAGGAGAUCACUGGCAAAGGCCAAGACUAUGUCGGCCCAGCCAUUGCCGCUGCCUAUGUCCCUCAAGUCCUAGGCUCUCCUACCAUCAACCAAGACGUCGAGAUUCUUGACGCUGGUUGCGGCACCGGCCUCGUCGGUGUCUUCCUCGCUCGCCUGGGCGCAAAGAAAAUCGACGGUGUCGACAUCAGCCCAGGCAUGCUCGAAGAGGCUCGCGCUACAGACGCAUAUCGCAACCUGGACGUAUGUGACCUGUCGCGACCGCUGUCCGCAAAGAAUGACUCUUAUGAUGUCGUAACCUGUGUGGGAACCCUGACUCAGUCUCACGUUGGUCCCGAGGCUAUCAGUGAAUUUGUGCGUGUCGUGAAGCCAGGAGGCUACAUCGUGGCUACCGUCAUCCGUGAGAUCUGGCAGACUGGUGGCUAUGAGGCACACGUGAAGAGCCUCACCGAGCAGAACAAGAUCAAGGUCCUGUCUGCUGAGUUGCAGGACUACCGAAGGGGUGCUGGAGCCAAAGCCUACUACCUCGUCUUGCAAGUGUCUGCAUGA
Messenger RNA from Fusarium tjaetaba, 648 nucleotides. RefSeq lists its product as uncharacterized. The record is from RefSeq and is a predicted model, not a curated record. Bases 1 to 648 code for a protein of 215 amino acids. Lineage: Eukaryota; Fungi; Ascomycota; Sordariomycetes; Hypocreales; Nectriaceae. The transcript has a single exon.